AUGGGAGCCAAGUUGAAAGAAACUGAUCGGUUAAAGCAGCGUCAUGAACAACUGGCCCUGAUUGAUGAAAAGCGUCUGAAUGCUAUGGCCAAUGUUAUCAGAAACGCAUGGCCAGGGCCUACUACAAGAAAGGUCCAUCGGCAAUCCUUUGAAGAAGGGGACAAAGUGCUAAAGCAAACUUUCCCAAUGCAAGAUGAAGCCAAAGCAACUAAUGUUGAUGAUUUCAAGAGAGCAUUGAAUGCUUUAGAGAUAGCUCAGCCACAAAAUGGAGAGAACCUUACUGCUGCUGGUUGGUUGAAAAGGCUGCCAUAUCACUUGUGGUCUAGAGCACAUUAUGGAAUAGCUGCUAAGACUGAUUUUUCAGUCAACAACCUGAAUGAGAGUUUCAACAACUACAUUUUAAAAGCAAGAGACGAGCCAAUUAGACAAGGCGUAGAGAAAUAUGGAGGCAGAUUGUGUCCAAACAUUCUUGAGAAGCUAGCCAAAAGUGUAGAGAAGAGCAGGCAUUGUAUUGCUGUAUUUGAUGGUAUUGAAUCAUUUGAGGUUGAUGGUUUCAACAGAACCUCUGUUGUGAACUUGCAACGUAGAAGCUGUUCAUUUGGUGCAUUCCAAUUGACUGGAAUUCCAUGUGUGCAUGCUAUUGCUGCCAUUCAAAACAUGGGGAUGAAGGUUGAAAACUAUGUUGAUGAGUGCUAUAGUAAAGAGGCAUACUUGAGGGCAUAUGCUUAUAGCAUUGGAGCUAUUCCAUCCAAAGAACACUGGAUUGAUAGUGGAAUGCAGUUGUUAAAUCCACCAUUUGUGAAGAAACAACCUGGGAGAACUAAAAAACUUAGGAGAAGAGGUCCUGAUGAAUCGAGAGAUCCACAAAGAGCUUUCAAAAAGGGGUUGACAGUAUACUGUAAGAGAUGUUUAAAAGCUGACCAUAAUAGGAGAACUUGUAAGGAACCUCCUUAUCCUAAAUCCAAGUUGUACAAGGCUCGAGCAAGCAAUAACCAAUGA
Molecule: messenger RNA, 999 nt
Organism: Coffea arabica (coffee)
Lineage: Eukaryota; Viridiplantae; Streptophyta; Magnoliopsida; Gentianales; Rubiaceae
Molecular function (GO): zinc ion binding
Source: RefSeq, a predicted model, not a curated record